GAUGCUGAAGGUGACGUCACCCAAGAAGCGCGCCGUGUUUUGGAAUUCAAGGCGCCAGCUUUGUUAAAGCAUCGCGUUAGCAUCGAUGGUGUGUCAGCGCCGCAUCGCUGCCUCAUCAGAACCAAAGUGAUGCCAGCUGCGGAGCCGGUCCGGUUGGGCCGCAAACGCACUCUGCCGCCUUGCCCGAACCCGCUGUUCCUCAAGUGGCUCACGGAGCUCCGGGACGAGGCCAAGGAGAAGGGACUGAAGAUCCAGUACACGUACCAGAAGGCCAUCGGCUCUCUGAACAAGUAUCCCUUACCCCUUCAAAACGCCAAAGAGGCAAAGAUCCUCCAGAACUUUGGAGACGGCAUCUGUAAAAUACUGGAUGAAAAACUGCAGCGGCACCUUCGAGAAAACGGUCCCGACGCUCCUGUUCGAUCUCUACCCGAGGGAGCGCCCCCUCCUGGUAGACAGGACAACAACAGACUGGCUCCGUCCAGAAAGAAGAAUGCUGCAGGGGAUCCAGGGGGAGGAGGAGGAGGAGGAGGAGAAGGGAGGAAGAAGAAGAAGAGGGAGUACGUGCCCCAGAAGAGGUCCGGCGGUUAUGCGGUUCUGCUCGCCCUCUACAGGCAGAUGCAGAUCCCAGGAAGCAAAGGCUAUAUGUUCAAGAUGGAGCUACAAGCCGAAGCUCAGCCUCUCUGCGACAAGUCUUUCUCUGUACCGGAUUUAGGCAGCAAGUACACGGCCUGGUCGUCAGUGAGCACCCUGAUCCGGAAGAACUUUGUCAUAAAGACCCACAACCCUGCGAGGUAUUCUCUGACUGAAGACGGUCUCUCUCUGGCGGAGCGACUGGAGGCCGUGGAACGCGACCCCAAAGACGGCCCCCAGGGGGACGGAGAGGAGGCCGCGGGCGAAGAAGAAGAAGAAGAGGAGGAGGAGGAGGAGGAGGAGCGGGCUCCUGGGCUGGUGGACCUCACGGCCAGCGAUGACGACGAAGGAGAAGACGGAAUACAGCCGCCGCCCCCCCGCCCCCAGAGUGGUGCUGGUGGGGCGGGUCUUUCGGUCCAGAACCCUCAGGCGGCGAGCGAGAAGCCCGGCGAAGGCCGUCUUCCGCCUGGAUCCUAUGAAAUCAUCCUCUGCGUUGACUUCAUCGAGACGACCGGCGGGAGCAACCACCGCAAGCAGGAGCUGGUCCGAGAGCUGCAGAGGAACGGCGUGCGCUUCGACGUGAGGAAGCUGAACGUCGGCGACUUCCUGUGGGUCGCCCGGGAGAAGGUGGCGCCCGUCCCAGGGCAGCUGCGUGCCGCCGCCGGCAGGGAGCUCGUCCUCGAUUACAUCAUCGAGAGGAAGAGGAUGGACGACCUGUGCGGCAGCAUCAUCGACGGGCGCUUUAGGGAGCAGAAGUUCCGGAUGAAGAGGUGUGGUCUUCGUCGGCCGUGCUACCUGGUGGAGGAGUGCGGGUCGGCCGCCUCCCACCUGAGCUUACCUGAGUCCACGCUGCAGCAGGCCAUAGUCAACACACAGGUGGUCGAUGGCUUCUUUGUGAAGAGAGUGCAGGAUGUGAGGGAGUCGGCCGCCUACCUCACCGUCAUGACACGGAACCUGAUCAGACUUUACCAGGACCGUACGCUCAUCUGUCGCUCCAGAGAGCUGGAGGGGGACGAGGGAGGUGAGGAGGAGGAGGAGCAGCGAGGGACCCCCUCCUGCUCCCUCAUUUCCUUUGCAGAGUUCAACUACGGUGCCAUCAAAAACAAGUGUCAGACGGUGAGGGAAGUGUUUGCCAGGCAGUUGAUGCAGGUGAGCGGUUUGUCCGGAGACAAGGCCGCCGCCAUCCUGGAGCAGUACAGCACGCCACACAGCCUCCUGGCGGCCUACGAGCGAUGCGCCAGCGAAGCACACAAAGAGAAACUUCUCUCCUGCAUCCGCUACGGGAAGCUCAAAAGAAACCUGGGUCCAGCUCUGAGCAGAACCAUCUAUCAGCUGUACUGUACCAAAGGAGCGUUGUCAUAGAAACGCAGCGUCACGCAGAUGUUUUCUACAAAUGCUCAAUUCCCUCGAGAUAUGGACACAUUCUACCUUUAUAUGAAUAUAAAGAUGCUGCUAUUUCCAUUAUUGUGACAUAAUGCCAUUUGUAUAAAGAGUUUCACGAAUUCACCCUUGUUCUCCAUCAAUAAAAUUUAUUUUAUUAUGAUUAUAUUACUUUCUUGCGAUAUGUCUGACGUGGAGUAUU
Pungitius pungitius (ninespine stickleback) is the source of this 2212-nucleotide messenger RNA. It is a transcript of the gene mus81, whose product is annotated as MUS81 structure-specific endonuclease subunit. The record is from RefSeq and is a predicted model, not a curated record. Gene Ontology annotation, cellular component: nucleus; Holliday junction resolvase complex. The coding region runs from base 130 to 1992 and encodes 620 amino acids. Gene Ontology annotation, molecular function: crossover junction DNA endonuclease activity; 3'-flap endonuclease activity; DNA binding. The transcript has 17 exons. Gene Ontology annotation, biological process: resolution of meiotic recombination intermediates; double-strand break repair via break-induced replication; DNA catabolic process. Lineage: Eukaryota; Metazoa; Chordata; Actinopteri; Perciformes; Gasterosteidae.